GGGUUCCAGGCGGUUAGUGUUGUUCUCUCAGACUUUACCCAUCCAGCAUUACCCAGGCAUGUCUAGGGAAGAGCUUGUACUCUCCAUGGUCUCCUGCAACCUGGAGCCUCCUAUCUAUAGUGACUGGACAAUGAAAAACAACAAGGAAAAUGUAAAAUUGGAGAAAACGGUGGACAGGGCAUUAGAAGGAAGCUCUGGAGAUGAAUCCGAGGAGGUGGAACCCGAGCCCCCACCGGUAGCCGUACGAAGAAAGGUGUCAUUUGCGGAUGCCUUUGGUCUGGACCUGGUUUCUGUGAAGGAGUACGACAACCGGGAUUCAUCAAGGCUGGAUGCAGAUGGUAGAGAGGGUGAGGAGUACUACAUCUCAUGCCUCUUCAAUGUCCCAGUGUUGCACCAGGACAUGGAGGUGAGACUUCAGCAGCAGAAGCUGGAACUGGAGCGCAUCAAACUGCUCCCUGGAUCCACCACGAUCCGGGGCAUCGUUCGCGUGCUUAACCUCUGCUUCCACAAGGCCGUCUACAUCCGCGUCACUCUGGACGGCUGGCAGAGCCACUUCGACCUGCUGGCGGAGUACAUGCCUGGGUCCAGCGAUGGCGAGACUGACUGUUUCUCUUUCCACCUCGUGUUGACGCCUCCAUUCCAGGUCGAAGGGUUGCGGGUGGAGUUCUGUCUGAGGUACGAAAGUGCUGUUGGAACCUUCUGGGCCAACAAUGGAGGUACGAACUACAUUGUCUUCUGCCACCAAAGACGAAGAAGUGAUCUGAAAGAGAAAGAGAGUGAAAAGGAGAAGUUGGUAGAGGAGAGUAACCAAAAAAGUAUCAGGAGCUGCCUUAAAACAAUCAGUAAAAAGAACUACUCGGACGCGACACCUGCAGAGGCGAGUGGUGAGAUCUCAGAACAAGUCACACCCAAGGUCGGGCAUACUAGGGAGAACAAAACAAAGAAAGAAGCAGGAAUCAAUUCCUGCAAAUCCCUUAAGGACUGCUGCAAAACUCUGGUGGAUCGUCGUAGGAAACGUCAAGCUGCUCGUUUGGCUCGCGUGCAGGACUACUUCGCUCAGAAAGCAAUGGAAACCCAGAUGGGAUGUAAUUCCAACACAGAUGAAAGUAACACAUCCUUCCCAAAGCUGUCUAUACCAAGUAGAACUGACUUGCCAGUUGUCCACAGCCGACAAGGAUGCAGUAUGGACACGCCACCAAUACUAAUGUACCACCAGAUCCCUUUGCUUUCCCUGGAUUGGGGCAGUACCACAACAACACCGCCCCAAGCAAACCCUCCAGAUGCCUGCAGUAAAACAAGACAUCAGGUUGAAGAUCAGUCAGAAGUUUUAGUCCCAAUGGAGGACAAGGGAGCUGAGAAAGACCACAGUCAAGAGUCUCCUGACAGGAAAGCAAUGGAAACUGUAAAAUCUGUUCCCGUAGAGCAAUCAAAGGAUCUCAGCACGAGUCCUAGAGAUCAGGUUGUGGAUUACCAACUAGUGAAAGAGCCAAGGGUCACUACCCUACCAUGUUCUGCCCAGGGAUCGGAGCCAGAGAGAGCGGGAAGCGAGUUAGAGGCAUCUCGUGACCGCCAAGCCCCACAUCAAGAGCACACAAGCGGAUCUUUGAGUCAAGACACGACCAAAGCAAACCCUGGGGACGAAACUCGAACCGCACGUGACACCGAGACUCAGAAUUCAGAAGCCGGAGAUGGAAUCUCACCUGAAGAAUGCACAGGCAGCUCCGACACCUCAAAGGUUAAAGAAAACACACAGAGAGCGGUCAAAGACACCCUGACAUUUACGGGGAUCAUGGACGUGCCACUCACAAAUAGACAGGCCGAGGGAUCUUCUUCAGAAAGGAAGGAUAUAAAUAAAGAUGCUAGCGAGGAGCAGGUGGAAAUGAGGGCGUUCUGUAGAGAACUACAUGAAAAGGACACGGAAAGCAGUAGAAAAGGACAAGAUGAGACAACUACGGACCGCAGCGCAGAAAUACAGAGCGUUUCAUCGUGUGAGAGCGAGGCAUUUAAUGAGAACGAAUUAUGCACGUCGAAGUGUUUUAACAAAGACAAUUCAGAGCUACUGAAAAACGAAGAGAGGCGUUUUGAGACAAACAAAGGACUUAAAAUGAAGGAGCGACUGAAUGAGACGACUAUAGAAGCUGCUAGUGUUGAAGAGGAUGAAAUGCAUUCAGAAGAGCUUAUAGAGGACUCCCGAGCAGUGGGUGACAAUUGCACAGAUGGAGAAGAGAAAGAGUUUGAGAUUCAUGCUACCAAAUUUGCACCCACCCACUUACCUACCUAUCCAACUGUUAGCACUGACCCAUCCAGGCCCCUCCUUCGGACAGCAUCUGCAAAGGAAACUUCUGCAGAGGAGGACUUUGAGCUUGGGAAGACCCUCAGAAACUUUCAAGAACCCCAGCGACUGGACGGAGAGGAUGAACUCUCCACGCCGUUACCCAGCAUUCACCUGUCCUGGGUGGGCGGCAACAGCAGUAGGCUGUUGAGAGAAUUCUGCUCGCUGGGUCACACGGCCAAGGCUCUUGUGUAUGCUAUUCUGUUUGUGAUCUUCAUAACGGCGUAUCUCUACGUCCUGCCAACAUGCAUGGCCCUCUAUCUGUUUUCUCUGUGCUGGUGGUGCAGCCAGGGUAUGAAACAACGUCUGGAUGUGGCUGUUGAUGUGGACUGAGACCAGACAGGAAGUUCUUGAAAGGUUGUUGUCAAAUUAUGUGCGACUCUGAAAUGAAAAGUGACACGAAGUGAUUCUAUGGGCCCAAAAUCACUUGAUAAAAUGAGAUUUGAUGAGGUUUCUUUCUUGUCACUUGUGUUUCCAUUAAAAGUCCCAUUUGAAACAGGAGUCUUUCAAUAUAAUACUAAACUCAAACUAGAAUAGUGGAUAUGUGCUAAUCCUGUUUUGUGAUAUAAUUAAAUCACAGAAAACAUUCUUAUAAUGUCAACGCAACAAUUGCUUUCACAGAUAUAUCUCCAUGAUAUACAGUUCCAGUCAAAAGUAUAGAUACAACAUUUUUGAGUUUUUGAUUACUCUUUUUUUUUUACUUGUUUUCCAGUAAAAAUAUCCCAAAAUUCAUAAAAGAAGAUAAGAUUACUUCACAAGCAACAGUGCAUAAGAUACGAAGACUUCUGAUUUAUAGUGCAUCGUGUAUAAGUAUAAAAUAAAAUAAAAAAAUCGGACAAAAUACACUGUUAUAAAAAAAAAAACAGUCUCUUAAUAUCAUGCAUUGUUGCUUCUUAAGGAAACUCAUCUUGUUUUAAGGAUUUUAAGAUAUUUUAACUGGAAAAUGACAAAAUAUUUUUUGCUGUAA
This is a messenger RNA of Sinocyclocheilus rhinocerous, 3299 nucleotides long. RefSeq lists its product as uncharacterized. The transcript has 4 exons. Gene Ontology annotation, molecular function: protein phosphatase 1 binding; glycogen binding. Lineage: Eukaryota; Metazoa; Chordata; Actinopteri; Cypriniformes; Cyprinidae. Gene Ontology annotation, cellular component: protein phosphatase type 1 complex. The record is from RefSeq and is a predicted model, not a curated record. Gene Ontology annotation, biological process: regulation of glycogen biosynthetic process. The coding region runs from base 59 to 2665 and encodes 868 amino acids.